CGUCAAUUCUAAGGUAGAUUCACGAAGAAGACCAACCUCUAUUAAAUCUGUCAAUCGUUCUCUGCAAUCAACAAUUCUUGAAGUUUCUGUCUCACCGUUUCUCUGGUGCACAAGCUCUUUCACACGGAGAGGAGAUCUCGGUUCCUCUCUAUGCAACUAAAGAUCUGACACAUAUUUGCCGAGACAGACUUCAGAAAAUGGAUCCUUUAGGUCGUUUCAAGAUCUGGGUCUUGACUGUAUUACUCAUUGUCCAAUCUGGAUCUGGGUUUUACCUGCCCGGUAGUUACCCUCACAAGUACGCUGUCGGUGACACUUUGUCAGUGAAAGUGAAUUCCAUCACUUCUAUUGAUACAGAAAUGCCUUUUAGUUACUACAGUUUGCCCUUCUGCAAGCCCGAAGGGGGUAUCAAGGACAGUGCUGAGAAUCUUGGUGAGCUCCUUAUGGGAGACAGGAUUGAGAACUCCCCCUAUCGGUUCAAGAUGUUCACUAAUGAGUCUGAGGUCCUUCUGUGUCGGACCGAUCCGUUAUCAGCUGAUAACUUUAAGAUCUUGAAGAAGAGGAUUGAUGACAUGUAUCAGGUUAAUUUGAUCCUUGAUAACUUGCCAGCAAUAAGGUACACCAAGAAGGAUGGUUACGUUUUGAGGUGGACUGGCUAUCCAGUUGGGAUCAAGGUUCAGGAUUUGUAUUAUGUGUUUAACCAUUUGAAGUUUACGGUUCUUGUCCAUAAAUACGAGGAGACCAAUGUGGCACGCGUAAUGGGGGCUGGAGAUGGAGCUGAGAUGAUUCCUGCUAAUAGAGAUGGUGAGUCUGGUAAGCCUGGGUAUAUGGUUGUUGGAUUUGAGGUGGUUCCUUGUAGUUUCAAGCAUAAUUCAGAUUCAGUGAAGAAAUCGAAAAUGUAUGAGAAGUAUCCUUCGAAGAUACAAUGUGAUCCUACUACUGUGGCAAUGCCUAUCAAGGAAAAUGAGCCCAUUGUCUUUACCUAUGAAGUUACGUUUGAAGAGAGUGACAUCAAGUGGCCAUCACGCUGGGAUGCAUAUUUGAAAAUGGAGGGUUCAAAAGUUCAUUGGUUCUCAAUUCUGAACUCUCUAAUGGUCAUAACUUUCCUUGCUGGUAUAGUCCUUGUGAUCUUCUUGAGGACGGUUAGACGGGAUCUGACCCGAUAUGAGGAGCUGGACAAGGAAGCUCAAGCACAGAUGAAUGAGGAAUUAUCCGGAUGGAAGCUUGUUGUUGGGGAUGUUUUCCGUGCUCCAUCUAGUCCUGCUCUUUUAUGUGUUAUGGUUGGAGAUGGUGUUCAGAUUCUUGGGAUGGGAGUCGUGACUAUAUUGUUUGCGGCUCUUGGAUUCAUGUCACCUGCUUCCCGUGGAACACUUAUUACAGGUAUGCUGUUUUUCUACUUGGUUCUUGGCAUUGCAGCUGGCUAUGUUGCUGUUCGUCUUUGGAGGACCAUUGGAUGUGGGGAUCACAAAGGGUGGGUUUCAGUUGCAUGGAAGGCAGCUUGCUUCUUUCCUGGUAUUGCCUUUUUGAUCUUAACAGUUUUGAACUUCCUACUGUGGGGUAGUCAUAGCACCGGUGCCAUUCCAUUUUCCUUGUUUGUUAUACUACUUUUGCUCUGGUUCUGUAUCUCGGUCCCCCUUACUCUUGUUGGUGGUUAUUUUGGGGCAAAGGCUCCUCAUAUUGAAUAUCCUGUUCGGACAAAUCAGAUCCCUCGUGAAAUUCCAGCUCAAAAGUAUCCAUCUUGGUUGCUAGUUCUCGGUGCUGGCACUCUUCCAUUUGGAACCCUUUUUAUUGAGCUCUUCUUUAUCAUGUCUAGUCUCUGGAUGGGCCGUGUUUACUACGUUUUUGGGUUCCUCUUUAUUGUUAUGAUCCUCCUUGUGGUUGUUUGUGCUGAAGUAUCAUUGGUUUUAACCUACAUGCACCUCUGUGUGGAGGACUGGAAAUGGUGGUGGAAGUCCUUCUUUGCUUCUGGUUCUGUUGCCAUCUACAUUUUCCUGUACUCCGUGAAUUACCUGAUAUUUGACCUUAAGAGUUUGAGCGGUCCCGUUUCUGCCACACUCUACUUGGGGUAUUCUCUCUUAAUGGUCCUAGCAGUCAUGGUCUCAACUGGCACGGUUGGCUUCCUUUCAUCAUUCUGGUUCGUGCAUUACUUGUUCUCUUCAGUGAAGCUAGAUUGAAGAACUCUCGGAUUCUCAAUGGAUUGCCAUUUUGAAGAUAAGUGGUCAGCACUUCUUGAGGAGAAACAAACAUAGUGGUUACACAGUCUAUUUGUUACUUUAUUUUCCUUUAUCUAAUUUGCUAGGGAACUUUUUAAAUGUAAUAUCAAUAAUUUCGUCCAGUUUUGCUUUAUUCUUUAUUAGAUGAAAUAAUCAUGGCGUGAUGGUGGCAGAUAUGAGAGACUUAGUUGGUGGUAGUCCGUAUUGUGGUCUCUACUUUCUACUUGGUUUUCAUGUCCUUGUGGAUUAAACUUAAUGGAGCAUAAUUUCUGUAAUAGUUCUUAAAUUGAAUUGUGUUUGUCAUGCC
This is a messenger RNA of Tripterygium wilfordii, 2517 nucleotides long. Its product is annotated as transmembrane 9 superfamily member 11. Gene Ontology annotation, cellular component: membrane. The transcript has 2 exons. Lineage: Eukaryota; Viridiplantae; Streptophyta; Magnoliopsida; Celastrales; Celastraceae. Gene Ontology annotation, biological process: protein localization to membrane. The record is from RefSeq and is a predicted model, not a curated record. Bases 198 to 2171 code for a protein of 657 amino acids.